UCCUAAAGUCAUCUUUGGCGUCCAUCACUCAACAGGGUCCAUCCACCGGCAGACUGAUACGUCUGAGUGAUACGUGGCCAUACGCGUUCGUUGAAAGUCGUUUGUUGAAACGGUAACAGACGUGUUCCAUACGACAUCAAUUAACCCCAGUGUAUCAUAGAGACACCACGCGAGUCAGAGUCCACUUCGCCUCGUCCUCAGGACUUCUGGAGAAGGCGUAUAGGUGCACAGACGUGGCUUCAAGGAGCUGUAUCUACUACGUUGCCACUGCAGCAGUUUGGAUUAUCCCGAAGGAGAACCGCCCCAAGCACGUGGUUGAUACAAGCUUCGUUCUUUUUUAUCUGUUGGAAUUCGUUUCAGUUGACAUUUGAGAAGAUGAAGUUACAGUGAAAGUUGGGAGCAGAGAAGCCCCGAGUGAAAUUCAACAGUACGUUGAGUGCCAGGUCGCUGGGCACUGCGCUGGUCGAUGGUGCCCCGAUUCUGACGUCAUCGCUCUCCCCAGGAUACCCGUUUCCUCUUGAGCGAGUUUGACCGCGACUUGAUGGUUGAUGAACGAAGAAUGAUUGACGUCUGACACUCGUCGAAUAAAGAUUUGUGGAAAGAAAGUUCUAAAACAUUCAUCGCAGAUAUGAUGAGCGCCUUCCCUUACCCGGCGAUGUUGGGCGUCCAGCAUCUCAUGGGCGGCGGAGGUGAGAUGAGGGCGGCGGCCUCUCACCUGGCACCAAGCAGACGCCUCGACCACGAGAACGCCCACACGCCCUCGCCUUACUACCCGCGAGACGCCCACAACCACCUCCACCACCACCAGCCUUCCAGGGAAGAUCACGUCGCCGCCCGAGAGUCCAUGCACAUUUUGCGGAGCGACCUUUUGGGGCUGAACCGGGGACAGAUGAUGUCCCGGGACAUGACUGUCGGAGGGCGAGACGACCCAGGGAUCCCACGGGACAUGGCGGUCCUACCGUCCCUCGACCACAGUAUGGCCGCCAGCAUGGACCACAACAUGACAGGUAACAUUGAAAAUCAGGACCCAGCAGUAGGAGGAGGAGGAGGAGGAGGAGGAGGUCGGAUAACGCCGUCCUCCGUCAAGGAAGAGCGAGACGCCCGCGACGACGGCACGACGGGCGGCUCCUGCAGUGACGAGGACGGCGGCGGCGGCGGCGCGCGCUCGGCCGCCGUCGGUCCGCAGGGCGCCUUGGGCGGGAACGGUAAAAAAGUCCGUCAGCAGAAACACGUGAGACUUUCUAUUAACGCACGUGAGCGACGACGGAUGCACGACCUGAACGACGCGCUGGACGAACUGCGGGCAGUCAUCCCCUACGCUCAUUCUCCCUCCGUCAGGAAACUCUCCAAAAUCGCUACGCUCCUCCUGGCGAAGAACUUCAUCCUGAUGCAGUCCAACGCCAUCGAGGAGCUCAAGAGAAUCGUCACGUAUCUCAACCAGCCAGGGGCACACCUGCCCCACCUGCCGCCGCCCGCGACUGCCGCUUACGACGCUGCCACUGCCUUGCCCACAGAUACCCCGCUGCCCACGACGGCGGGGGGCUUUCCGCGGCUUCCCCCGCAGGCCCACGCGCCUCACCCGCAGCGGAAUAGCAAGCAUCAGCAGCAGCAGCCGCUGUUUUCAGAUCCAGCGUCGACUUACAAGUCGCAGUCUUAACGCCCUCAGUCUCUCAUGUCUCUGAGACUCCUAGGGCGCUCGUUUCGAAGAAUGAGCCCGUGCUGGCUGGCGCAAGGGCGGCUUAAUCUAACAGAAUCAGAGAUCGAGAAGUGAAUGUCAAAGGCGAAGGCUUUUUGAAAAUAAGAUGUAGCAUUUUAUACUACGAGGUGACCAAUAAACCUCUGGCAUGCAGAAGUGGCCAAUGCCCUGCAACGGAACGUUGUGGUGAUAUUUUUACAAUAAUACGGCAAAGGUUGAAGCGGUCUGUUGUAUUAUGAUGAAAGCGGAGAGAGGAAUUCUUUCAUUUUGAAGUUUUCUUAUGGAUUUCAUAUCAACGGAUAAAAGACGGGCAAUAUAAAAAAAAAAACCCCUCUUUGCAUUGAUAAAUAAAGCAAGUCGUUUGAUUUUGACAUCUAAAAAAUAUAUGCAAGUUGAAAUGAGGCUCAAGAAAUGAGCCUUUGAGUCUAUUGUCGAUCAGAGAAAUGACAGCAGACUUAAGACAAACCAGGGACAUGACUCCAUCUGACUCCUGGGACGCAGAUGAACGUCCCCAAGGAAGUCCGAACGACAUGCCAAAGGGCGUAUCAAGGAUGCUGGAAAAGCUGACGAAGGAGGAGGAGCUAGGAAAUGCUCCAAACAAAGCGAGACUUGGGAGCUUCUAUGAAGGAGAGCGAGAGAACGAGCAUUGUGGUUCCCCAUUUUUUUUUUUCUUUUUUUUUUAGAAUUCCAAAUGAAUUUUUUUUUGGAAACGAUGAUGAUGAUGAUGAUGACGAUUCCGUUCCAUUCCUCCAGCCGAAGACAUCAGGUCGUGUCGCCGCCACCGCUUUCGCGCCUUAACAGGUAGCCACGUAUCUGGCAUCUCUCUCUCUCUCUCUCUCUCUCUCUCUCUCUCUCUCUCUCUCUCUCAGAACAUCAGACCAAGACCUUUCUUGUUAAACACUUCAUUGACUGCAGUUCACUUUUUUCAUUUCAUUCAACAUCCAUAUUUCUCCUCGGAUCAGCGUCUACCAUAUCCUGUCUCACGUUCACUCUCUGUUUCUAUCUCUCCCUCUUAAAACAGAUAAAUAAAGACAAAAUAAAAUAGCCCUGUUGAUGCUAGGGACACUGGCUACCGAUUGUAAUCUUCCAGUUUCUUGAAUAUAUUAUUUGAAUAAUGUUCGCGUACUGCUAUUUCCCAUGACCUAUCCAAACAUGCUCUCCUUCUUCCACAUAACAAGAUAGCAAGACAAUUUUUAUUGUUUAACAAACGCCCGACUUCAUUGUAUACAUCUAAUCUUUCUGUACACUUCAGGCCAUUUAAGCACUCAUGAAACUGUAAUAUUAAAAAAGUCUGUAGCAAUUAAUUUCUUUAAACGAUAUUGGAAUAACCUGAGUGUUUAUUGUAAAAUGAAUGACUGUUUUACAACCUUCAGAAUUAACUGAUCUCGACGAAAUUGUAACUUAUGUUAUUUCCUUGCUAUUUGUUCAUUCUUUUGUUUCAUGAUUGAUAUGAGUAUUGUCACGUGUUUAAAUGUUAGUUUUCAGCUUUGGAGAUCAUUUUCAUCCUUCAUGUCUUGAUAAAGUAUCGAUUUUGUCUGUCGAACACUUCCACUGAUUUCCAUCUUGACGAAUGACCUGAAUGUUUUGUGUUUAUUUAUCAUCUUUGCAUGACAACCUACUAGAACUCUCUCAAUAUCCUACUGAUCUGUGUUCCCAAAAGCGUUAUUUCCCGACCAAUUACAAAUCGUCUACGAAGCCCGGCCCAAUCUCACCUCGGUCCCGAGGGACCGAGAGCCAAUCAUAUCUCUCGUCGCUUACGAGGGUCGCCGGACUCCGCAAGAUUAUUAUUAUUAUUAUAGAAGCCAAAUCGAAGGGUUAUUUAUAUCGUAGGUCUGAGAUAUACUAAGCCUUUCCUGUUCCAAGGAUUCUUAGCCUCAUUUAUACGAUUAAUUUCUGUCUUUUUUUGUACGUUUGGUUAUUUAUCAAUUAAAUGUUAUAUAUCCAAGUGCAAUGUAAUUACCAUUAAGGAUUAUGUAUGUAUUUUUCCCCUUUUCAUUUCUGAAUGAUUUUACCGUACUGAUGGUCAUCGAUUUGAUUGUGGCAAUGAGUGUGCCGUCAUACUUGUAGAAUUUUGUUGGUUAGUCUAUUAAUUAAUUGUCAUAAGAAAUUUUCAAAGAAAUUUUUUGUUGUAUAGAUGAUAAUCCAAACCAUAUUUGCUUCUGAAUGAUUUUAAUUUUCUGACGUGCUAUGAAUAUGAUGGAAGGAAAAUGAAUAAGACGUCUUAAAUUCUCGAAAGGACUAUAUAUAACAUUGAUGACCAUGGUGCGUUGUUAUUUCAUGCCAUUAGCAAUAUUAGACGAAAGUUGCUUAUUAACUUACGUAUGUCUGUGUCUUUUUUAUUUAUCUGGUUUUCUCAAAUUAAUAUUGAUGGGUUUUAACAAAAUUCCGCUGAGCCAUUGUUACGGACCAUGCAAGCGCUGGGCUGGAAUUUGAAAAGAAUCUGGAUCUGGAUGUGGAGUGGACCCAAGCCCCCUUUUUUGGGGGGUGGGCGGGGCGUGCUGAGGUUGAAGGAAGUAAGUUUCCCUGAACGUUUUCUUGUUGUCAUCUCUUCCAUCCAAAAUGAUUUGAAUUAUACUAAAGCACAACUUUGUUAAUGUGUAUAAUAUUCCCUGUUUUCGUUUUCGUAUAUUUCUGGAAUUUCUGGAUGAUAAUGACUAAUGUCCCUUUUUAUGUACAUUGUAUAUUUAUAACUCGUUUUCGUAUAUUUCUAGAAUUUCUGGAUGAUAAUAACUGAUGUCUUUUUUAUGUACAUUGUAUAUUUAUAAUUGUUUAUUUAUUUUACUUCCAAACUUGUCUAGAAAGAUUUUAAAAAUCUGGAUGACAUGUUCCUCAUGAUUAAUAAAUUUUAUUCUGUUAUUAUUUCUUUGUGAAGCUGAUAUUUGUUCCCUUUCAGAUUCUUCGUCAUCCCUUCUACUGUUCUUGUGUAAUUACAAAUUAAAAAUACCUUA
Macrobrachium nipponense is the source of this 4644-nucleotide messenger RNA. It is a transcript of the gene Oli, whose product is annotated as class E basic helix-loop-helix protein 23-like. The record is from RefSeq and is a predicted model, not a curated record. Bases 629 to 1657 code for a protein of 342 amino acids. Lineage: Eukaryota; Metazoa; Arthropoda; Malacostraca; Decapoda; Palaemonidae. The transcript is spliced from 2 exons. Gene Ontology annotation, biological process: positive regulation of transcription by RNA polymerase II; sensory organ development; axon development. Gene Ontology annotation, molecular function: DNA-binding transcription factor activity, RNA polymerase II-specific; protein dimerization activity; E-box binding. Gene Ontology annotation, cellular component: nucleus.